Anopheles nili is the source of this 1387-nucleotide messenger RNA. RefSeq names its product 3'(2'),5'-bisphosphate nucleotidase 1. Gene Ontology annotation, molecular function: 3'(2'),5'-bisphosphate nucleotidase activity. Gene Ontology annotation, biological process: phosphatidylinositol phosphate biosynthetic process. Bases 238 to 1164 code for a protein of 308 amino acids. The record is from RefSeq and is a predicted model, not a curated record. NCBI's taxonomy places the organism in Eukaryota, Metazoa, Arthropoda, Insecta, Diptera, Culicidae. The transcript has 2 exons.
UUGGACACCUCGUAUCUAAAGGUUACGAAAAAAAAGUUAAAACAAUUGUAGCAAUAUAGCACUUUGAAAAGAAAAGAUCAAUCUGAUUCUAUUCUAACAGAUUUGAUCAUAGUGUUCAACGUUGCGUUUACUACUUAUCAGUUAGUUUUCACCAUUAAAUGUAAUCUCUAUUAAUCAAACACCCAUCAAACACACCAGCUUCAUUGCUUGUUUUUGUGCACAAAUGCGAUUGUUACAAUGGCUAGUACAGCUCCGUUGGUAAUGCGCUUGGUUGGUAGCUCAAUAAAGAUUGCGCAUCGAGCAGGCGGGAUUAUUCGCGAUGUCAUGUGCCGUGGUGAUCUGGGUAUUGUCGAGAAAGGAAAAGACGAUCUUCAAACCGAAGCCGACCGAUCGGCGCAACGUUGCAUAGUCGCAUCUCUUACCAAACUUUUUCCCGAUGUGACCAUCAUUGGAGAAGAAGGGCCCAGCGAUUUAAAUGUGCCAGAAGAUUGGUUGAUUACGGAAAGUAAUGUGGAAUUUUUAGAAAAACAUAAAUGCCCUGAACCUUUCGUCGAUCUGAAGGAAUCAGAUGUAGUGAUUUGGGUGGAUCCGUUAGAUGGCACUAGCGAAUACACCCAAGGCUUCCUCGAACGAGUGACGGUACUGAUUGGUAUCGCAGUCAAUGAUAGAGCUGUCGGUGGGGUAAUACAUCAGCCUUACUAUAAGGCUGAUUCCGGUGAUGUUGGUCGCACUAUCUGGGGCUUGAAGGGCUGUGGUACUGGCGGUAUUUUGCCUGUAUUGCCGCCUAUGGAUCGUUUUUGGGUAACAACGACUCGAUCACAUUCCAACGGUAUCGUACAAUCUGCUCUGGAUGCUUUGGCACCUGAUGAAAUAUUACGUGUUGGUGGUGCGGGUUAUAAGGUUUUGCAGCUACUGGAAGGCAAGGCGCAUGCAUACGUGUUUGCAAGUGCUGGAUGUAAGAAAUGGGAUACCUGCGCGCCAGAAGCAGUUCUAGAGGCCAACGGUGGAAAACUUACCGAUAUGCUUGGACGACAUUAUCGAUAUGGUAGGGAUGUAAAUUUUCCCAACAGCAGUGGCGUAUUAGGCUCUGUGGCAGGUGUAUCACACGAUGACAUUCUUUCAAAAAUACCAGUUACUGUUAAGCAGGCAAUGGACACGUCUUAAUAUAGUUGAUUUUGUUGAGAUAAUCAAUACUUUAUUUUAUUUUUUAUGUCACAUUAAAGUUUUGAAUCAUACAUGAAACACCAUACUAUAUUACUGUGCUCAUUAUAUGAAAGAUAAUCCCUUCACUAAGGUUGUAUUUUGGUAUCCCAUACAAGUUAAGUAAUAUUUAAAACCACAUAUGAUGUACUUGUUCAGUCAUGUCUUUGCAGACAAAUGCAAUAAU